Messenger RNA from Ascoidea rubescens DSM 1968, 2147 nucleotides. Its product is annotated as MFS transporter. Gene Ontology annotation, molecular function: transmembrane transporter activity. Bases 184 to 2049 code for a protein of 621 amino acids. The record is from RefSeq and is a predicted model, not a curated record. Gene Ontology annotation, cellular component: membrane. The transcript has a single exon. Gene Ontology annotation, biological process: transmembrane transport. Lineage: Eukaryota; Fungi; Ascomycota; Saccharomycetes; Ascoideales; Ascoideaceae.
GUUCGCUGAAAUAAUGGAGUUCUUUCUCUUUUGAAUGAUGGAAAGUUUUGAAUUAGUAAGACAGAAUUCAAUGACCUGCUAUAAAUUCAAUGGUCUUCCUUGUUGUGUUUGCAAAUCCUUCUUCCCUGUUCCUUCUGGAUACCCAACAGCAGUUCCAGCACUGAUUUGACACCUCUCCCUCCAAUGCUUCCUCUAAUGCUGACCAUCACUUUUGACCCUGAAAAGGACUCGAACCAAGACACAAGCUCAAGCAUAGGCAGAUAUGAUGGGCCUGCUGAAACAAUUGUCGAGUACGCAGCUGAUGGGCUUCAGAGAAAUUACGCACUAGAUAGCAUAUAUGGGAAAGAUGCUGCGCAACAGGAAAUUGAUCUACAAAGACAUCGGACAAGACAAACAAUUAUAUCGGUAUUGUCCCAGAGAGCAAAUGCUGUAGCCAACGAUCGCUCAGAUGACGAGGAGUCCUCGAUUUCCAUUGAUACCAAAAGCUUGAAAGACACUUACAAAAACUUGGAAGAUGAAAAUGUCGAAAACGGUUUACCAACAAAACAAGAUGGUACUGAAUUUUCCAGUAUAGACCCAGAGCUAGUAACUUGGGAUGGAGAGAGUGACCCAGAUUUUCCUAGAAACUGGUCUCGUUUCAGAAAAAUUAGAGCAAUUCUAUUGGUUUCUUGCUACACCUUUGUUUCUCCUGUUUGUUCAUCAAUGUUGUCUCCUGCAACCGCAAAGGUUGCUGAAGAGUUUGGGAUUGACAACUAUGUUGUCAAGUCCUUAUUGGUCUCCAUUUUUGUUUUAGCAUGGGCAAUCGCUCCAUUAUUUGUGGCCCCGUUUUCUGAAAUGUUUGGCAGAAGAAUUGUUUUAAAUCUCUCCAUAUGGUUUAUGUUUAUGUUUAAUUUAGGUUGUUGUUUGGCUCAAAAUACGACUCAAAUGCUAGUGUUCAGGUUUCUUGCCGGUAUUGGUGGUGCUGCUCCAUUAUCUAUUGGUGCUGGUGUUCUUGGUGAUUUAUUUAAUGAUAUGGAUAGAAAUUUUUGGACAAGUAUUUACGGUUUAGGUCCAACUUUGGGUCCAACCGUUGGCCCGAUUGUUGCAGGUUUUGUCGUUCAAACUAUCGAUUGGAGAUGGGUGUUUUGGAUCCAAUUAAUCAUCAAUGGCAUAUUUGCUCUUUUAGGAUCACUAUUUUUUGAAGAAACUUACUCCCCAAUUUUAUUAAGAAACAAAGCUAAAGCUCUAAGAAAGGAAACGGCUAAUCCCAAUUUAAAGACAAUUUAUGAUAUAGCUGAUGGUGAAACAAUCUUGGGUAGAUUUUAUCUCAACAUAACUAGACCUUUAAAAUUAUUAUUAUUUCAUCCCAUGGUUUUCGGUCUUGGUUCAUUCAUGGCUGUUUUAUAUGGCCUCAUGUAUCUUUUAAUUUGUACUUUUCCAACUGUUUGGGGUACCAUCUAUGGUUUUAAUAUUGGUAUUUGUGGCUUAAUGUUUUCUGCCCUUGGUAUCGGCUACCUUGUUGGUAUUCCUUUUUGGAAUAAUUUUAUUCAAAUCGGUUAUGAAAAACUAAUCAUUAAAAACAACGGUCAAGCUAAACCAGAGUUCAGAUUACAAUAUCUAUAUUAUUCAGGUAUUCUUGCUCCUGGUUCUCUUUUGAUUUAUGGCUGGACUGCCCAAAAUCAUGUUUAUUGGAUUGUUCCUGCUUUCUUUUCAGCAUCUUUUUCAUUUGCAAUCAUUUGCAUGUUUCAGUGUAUUCAGAAUUAUUUAAUUGAUAUGAACCCAAGAUUUGCUGCUUCCACUGUAGCAGCAGCAGCGGUGUUCAGAUCUUUAUUUGGUUUUGCAUUUCCUCUAUUUGCACCAUACAUGUUUGAAGAUCUCGGUUAUGGAUGGGGCAAUACUAUUUUUGCUUUGAUUGGUUUUGCUUUGGGAAUUCCAUUUCCAAUAUAUGUCUAUAAAAAUGGUGAAAGAUUAAGAAAUUGGGCCAAUAGGCGUAUGGAAAGGGAAAAGGCUAAAAGAGAUGCAAAGAAUUUAGCAAGAUUGCAAAAACAACUAGAAAAUGAAAAAAAUUAAUUGUUUUUUCUUCAUUCAAUCAAAUCCAAAACAAAUUAAAUAUAACUGUAUUUUAUUUAUUUUUUUUUAUCAUCAUAAUUAUUCAUAUUCAAUUUGUU